Messenger RNA from Ambispora gerdemannii, 630 nucleotides. NCBI's taxonomy places the organism in Eukaryota, Fungi, Glomeromycota, Glomeromycetes, Archaeosporales, Ambisporaceae. The record is from the annotation of a GenBank genome assembly.
AUGGAAAUCAUAUCCCCUCUCACAUUCCUUUACGUUGUUUUUCUUUCACCUUUCGCACAUCCAUCAACACUUUCGACCACUCAAAUCCUAUUUUCGUCUCUUUGGAUCGUUCACUAUUUUUAUCGUGCCACAAUAUACACAUAUCUGGCACCAAAUAUUUCCCCAAUGCAUAUUCUUACUAUACUCUGCGGAAUUCUAUUCAAUCUAUUCAACGCAUACACAAACGCACAAUGGAUUUCACUUUUCAGCGAAUAUCCAAAUUUGGGAGAAAAAGGAGUUUUGAGAUUAUUAAUUGGCAUUUUGAUUUUCUUUGUCGGAUUUUUCAUUCACGUAUAUCAUGACAAUUUGUUAUUUUCAUUACGAGCAAAAUCUAAAGAUGCGGCAAAAAGAUACUCGAUUCCAUACGGAGGCUUGUUUCGACUCAUAAGUUCUCCUAGUUAUUUUGGGGAGACAAUUCAAUGGUUUGGAUUUGCCAUUGCAACCUGGUACAGUCCACCAGCUACUAUAUUUGCCUUAGCUGCACCCGCUAAUUUGUUCCCAAGAGCGAUAGCUACACAUAGUUGGUAUAAAGCGCAUUUUAAAGAUAAAUAUCCAAAAGACCGAAAAUCAAUUAUACCAUUUUUACUUUAA